CCUUCUUUCCUCUCUUGCUUUUCAAUCAUGGCUGCCUCUUUGUCUUCUUCUGUCACCCACAUCUCCGCCUAUGCUGCCAUUGACGCUGUCAUUAAAGAAGAGAUCCCGGUCAUCGACAUGUCCAUCUUAAGAAACGCGACACCCAAUCAACGACCACAACUCAUUCAGGAAAUUGGACAGGCCUGUAAAGAGUGGGGAUGCUUCUCGCUUAUAAAUCAUGGCGUGCCUGAGAGCUUACGAACGUUAAUGAUGGAAGCAUUUACUGAAUUCUUUGAUUUGUCGGAAGAGGAGAGAAGAGAGUAUUUGGGUAAGAGGAUAUUAGACCCAAUCAGGCAUGAGAUGGGCAUUUCAACAACGGCGGAGGGGGAGAAAUAUUCGAGAGAUUUUGUCAGGAUUUUCGUCCACCCGGCCAUGCACUCCCCAUCAAAACCUCUACAUUUCAGAGCAAUAUUAGAAGAAUAUGCAAGACAAACUAGAGAGAUCGCCAACGACCUAUUGACCGCCAUUGGAGAAAGCUUAGGGCUCGAUGAAAGUUACAUGGAGAAGGCCUUAGAUCUUGCAAAUGGCCAUCAAAUUCUGGUUGGAAAUCGCUACCCUCCAAGCCCCCAAGCACAUCAACUAGCUUUGGGUCUAUCUGCUCAUUCGGAUACUCCUCUACUCUCAGUUGUCAUGCAAAACGGCAGCAUUCACGGCCUCCAAGUAAUGCACAAUGGACGGUGGAUCCCUGUCCAGCUCAUCCCCGGCUCAUUCUUCAUCCAUACAGGAGAUCUCUUGGAGAUAGUAAGCAAUGGGAAGUACAAAAGUUUGCUGCAUAGGGUUAUGCUGGAUGAGAGGAGCACGAGAAUCUCUGUUGUGACUGCAAUGGGGCCGCCGGUGGAAAAUAUUGUAGCUCCUGCGCCUAAGUUGGUUGAAAUUGUCAGCAAAAACUCGGUUUUUCCCAGCAUCAAAUACGUGGACUAUGUUGAACUCGUCAAAUACAAUCCAUUUGGGAAAUCGGUUCUCGAUCUCCUUAGGAUAUGAACAUGCAGCUAUUGUAACAAAAAUAUUGGAGGACUUCUAAUAUAAGAUAUGUAAGAAUUAU
Messenger RNA from Dendrobium catenatum, 1081 nucleotides. RefSeq names its product protein DMR6-LIKE OXYGENASE 2. The record is from RefSeq and is a predicted model, not a curated record. Bases 28 to 1020 code for a protein of 330 amino acids. Lineage: Eukaryota; Viridiplantae; Streptophyta; Magnoliopsida; Asparagales; Orchidaceae. The transcript is spliced from 4 exons.